GGUAGAGUGCUUCUUGCUGGCAGGAGGAAGGGAUUUGUGGCGGGCUCUUGUUCCCCGAGCUGGGGAGGGACGAAAUGGAGAUGGUUCUAAACAGGUAGGAGGCCGAGAGCGAGAUCUUCCUCCAUCCCUGAUGGAGCCUUUGAGGAACAUAUUCGGGAGAGCCACCUGGAACUCUCCGAAGUCCCCCGUGGCCGAGGACGCCGAGGCGGCGUACGUCAACCCCAUCUGGACGGCCCUGUUCGACUACGAGGCCCACGCCACCGACGAGCUCACCCUGCGCAAGGGCGACCGGGUGGAGAUCCUCUCCAAGGACUCGGCCAUCUCCGGCGACGAGGGCUGGUGGGCGGGUAAGCUGCACAACCGGGUGGGCAUCUUCCCGGCCAACUACGUGUCCUUCAAGCCGGCCGGCUUCGCCAAGCUGCCCGGCGGCCAGGCGGAGGAGCUGCCCACCCCGCGGGAAGUGGCCUUCGGCGAGCUGACCCUCCAGGAGGUGAUCGGGGUCGGGGGCUUCGGCAAAGUGUACCGUGCCACCUGGAGGGGCCGGCUGGUGGCUGUGAAGGCCGCCAGGCAGGACCCCGACGAGGACAUCAGCACCACGGCCCAGAGCGUCAAGCAGGAGGCACGGCUGUUCGCCAUGCUCAGGCACCUCAACAUCAUCGGGCUGAUGGGCGUCUGCCUGCAGGAGCCCAACCUCUGCCUGGUCAUGGAGUACGCGUCGGGAGGGGCGCUGAACCGGGCCCUGGCCGGCCGCCGGAUCCCGCCCCACGUCCUGGUCAACUGGGCCGUGCAGAUCAGCCAGGGCAUGAAGUACCUCCACGACGAAGCCAUCGUCCCGGUCAUCCAUCGGGACCUCAAGUCCAACAACGUUCUGCUGUUCCAGCCCAUCGUGGAUGAUGACAUGGAGGGGAAGACGCUAAAGAUCACCGACUUCGGACUGGCCCGCGAGUGGCACAGGACCACGAAAAUGAGCACUGCUGGCACGUACGCCUGGAUGGCCCCCGAGGUGAUCAAGACGUCAACGUUCUCCAAAGGGAGCGACGUAUGGAGCUACGGGGUGCUGCUCUGGGAGCUGCUGACAGGCGAGGUCCCCUACAAAGGGAUUGACGGCCUUGCUGUUGCCUACGGUGUGGCGGUCAACAAGCUUACGCUCCCGAUCCCGUCAACGUGUCCGGAGAUGUUCGCUCAGUUGAUGUCAGAAUGCUGGGAUGAGGACCCGCACCGGCGGCCGCAGUUCGCCUCCAUCUUGGAGCAGCUGACCGCCAUCGAGGAGCAGGUGUUGCUGGAGAUGCCCCAGGAGUCGUUCCACUCCAUGCAGGAGGACUGGAAGCUGGAGAUCCAGGACAUGUUUGACGAGCUGAGGGCCAAGGAGAAGGAGCUGCUGUGCCGCGAGGAGGAACUGAAGCGGGCGGCGUUGCAGCAGAAGUCGCAUGAGGAGUCCCUGCGCCAGCGGGAGCACGCGCUGGCGCAGUGGGAGCUGGACGUCUUCGAGCGCGAGCUCAGCCUCCUCAUCUACCAGAUGAACGCCGAGAAGCCCAACGUGAAGAAGCGGAAGGGCACCUUCAAGAAGAACAAGCUGAAGGUGAAAGAUGGCCAUCGCAUCAGCCGGCCCAUCGAUUUCCAGCACAAGCUGACCGUCCAGGCCUCCCCGGUUCUCAAUAAGAAGAAAGGCUUGUUUGAUGUCAGCUCCAGCUUGGCCAAUAACUCGACCUUUGUCCCACGGCUGAGGGCAAUACAGUUGAUUCCCAAUGAGAACAAUGGCGCGUGGAGCAGGUGUCCUGCCUGGGGUCCCGAGAGCUCCGAUGGGGAGGACUGUGGCAAAGGAGAGAGGAGACCUGGAUGCACCCAGCGAAACAACGCCAAUAAGCCCUGGGAGCUGCCGGCUGAUGGAAGGACAAGACUUCGAGUGGACAACGAAAUAUGGAUUGGUGAAUCCGGGGACGAAGGAUCAACUCCGUCUUCGACUAACUCCACUGGAGACUCUAAUCCGGCCGACGACACCAGGAGCGACGAGCAGCUCCCCGUCGAUGCCCCUCACCUACCUCAGGCCACCGCCGACCGCGCCGACGACGGCGGGCCGGGCGAAGGCCGCUGGCCGCUGAAGAGCCCGCGCCGAGCGCUGCUAGCCAGCGCCGCCGUGCUGGCCUCGGUGGCGCUGGGACGCAGCCUGCAACGCCUGCGCCUGGCCGACUCCACGACGCAGGAGGGCCCCCCGGGCUGCGGCAACGGCGGCUCGCCACAGCUGACGCACUGCAAGAAGGCCCGGAAGGAGGCCGGCGAGCCGCCCGGCGACCUCAUCCGCUUCUCCGACGGCCUGGACCCGUCCGAGGUGCUGAUCGACCUGGCGCCUGCCAGCGGGCGGCCGCUGCUGCUGCCCGGGCCCCCGGUGACCCCAAGGAGGGAGCGCAGGCGCGUUGUCAGCGGGAGCAGGCCGUCGGAAAUCAGCGCCGACACUGCAGGAGAGACUAACUCCCCGGCGAGGCUGAGGGACCAGGACACGUCUGGCUUCCCCCGCGUCCCCGAACACCCCUGGGCCUGGCAGCGAGCGGAACACCCCAAGACGGCGGCCCUCCCCCGGCCCCGGCCCUCCCCAGCGCGCGCCAGGAUCGACCCCUGGAGCUGCGUCUCCACCGGCCCCAGCGACCCGAGCCGGGCCCCGGGCGGCCCGGCGCCGGACCCCUUCGGCACGCCGGGGCCCCGGCCCCCCUCGCCCGGCAACCCCUUCCGCCCGCCCCAGCAGGGCGGCGCGCCCUGGGAGCGCCUCCGGACCCCGGGACCCAGGAACCCCUUCGCCCCGGCGCCCGCCUCCGGCUCCCUCGCCGACGGAGCCGGCUUCUCGAGCUGCCCCUUCUCCGGACUGAGGUUCAGCCCCUCCGGGAGGCCCCCGCCGUUCCUGCCGCCGGCCGCCCAGCACCAGAGCCUCAUCAACCUGGACUCCGAGGCGUGGGCCAAGGACUCCCCGCCACCCGGCUGGGACGUGGGAAAGUCAGUGCAGGGAUGAGGACUCGCUAAUCCUGAUUGGAAGCGUUUUUCCCGCCCCCCCCGCCCCCUUACCUUGGACUCCAUCCGCCGGACCGUCAGAGAGGGAAAGGCGGGCAUCUCUUGCCAGGUGCCAGCUGGGAAUCAUUUCCCCCAAUCGAGCUCGGACAAAGACUGGGAUGCGCGGGCGUGAGGCUCUCCCUCGCCGGUGCAUCCGCCCGCGAAGCGUGAGCGUGGGAGGGGGACGCAGAACGGGGGACCGCGGCCUCUGGGCCGAGCAAGACCCGCGGGCGGUCACAGCUGGCCCUUCUGGGCCUCGUGGUAUUUUUAGGAAAAUAAGUUUUACAAAAGAGGGACCAAAAAAAAAAAAUUAUUAUUAAAUAAAACUUUCUGACCU
Mobula hypostoma (lesser devil ray) is the source of this 3373-nucleotide messenger RNA. RefSeq names its product mitogen-activated protein kinase kinase kinase 11-like. Lineage: Eukaryota; Metazoa; Chordata; Chondrichthyes; Myliobatiformes; Myliobatidae. Gene Ontology annotation, biological process: protein phosphorylation; signal transduction. Gene Ontology annotation, cellular component: cytoplasm. The transcript is spliced from 10 exons. Bases 131 to 2998 code for a protein of 955 amino acids. The record is from RefSeq and is a predicted model, not a curated record. Gene Ontology annotation, molecular function: protein binding; ATP binding; protein kinase activity.